Messenger RNA from Trichogramma pretiosum, 1623 nucleotides. RefSeq names its product syntaxin-18 (gene Syx18). The coding region runs from base 201 to 1166 and encodes 321 amino acids. The record is from RefSeq and is a predicted model, not a curated record. Lineage: Eukaryota; Metazoa; Arthropoda; Insecta; Hymenoptera; Trichogrammatidae. Gene Ontology annotation, biological process: retrograde vesicle-mediated transport, Golgi to endoplasmic reticulum. Gene Ontology annotation, cellular component: SNARE complex; endoplasmic reticulum. The transcript has 5 exons.
UAGUUCUUCUCACUUGCGAGUUCCGUAAUCCAACGAAUCUAAACGGUUACGUGGUACAUUGUGCAGUUGUUGCAGCAAGACCAAUAUGUUCUGGUCUGCGAGCCAAUUUUUCUUCCACAUAAUGUAAAAUAAUCAUUAAGCUAACUGUACUAAUCAGCACAAAAUAACAAGAUUAGGCAUUUUUUAUUAAAUUUGCCAAUAUGGAUUCAAGUUUAUUGUUUAAAUCGUGCGUAAAGCAGGUGGGAACUGGGACGGUGAAGGGCUUAAAUAGUACAAACAUAUUUACAAAGCCACCGUCCAAACAAAGCAUAUUUGCUAUUAAUGCUUAUAAAAUUACUAAAGAAAUCUCUGAGAUGCACAAACUUUUGAACGAUCGUCGCCAGGCAUAUUUGACUUUUACAAGGAAUCUCAGGAGUGAACCUUUUUUAACCGAGUUAGAUAAGGAUACUCUGGAUGCUCAGGUGGACCAAAUCUUAACCACUUGUUCCAAAAUGAUAGCUGAUUUGAAAGUGGAGAUCAAAACUUCCGAUUCUAAUCUGCAACAUAAAGAACACAGAGAAAACAUGGUUUCUUUGAUUGAAGAUUACUUGAAGCAAGUAAUGAAAAUAUUUACUGAUCAAAAAUCUUUAAGAUUGCAAAAAAAAUUGGAUAUGAGGGAUUCUUUGGAAUCAAGACUCAUGCCAUUGAGUAACAGUGAGCAGAUUCCACCCACUUCAAAUUCACGAGAUUUAAAUUCUUCUAAUGACUCAGAAGUAAAUGACAAUCCUCAAGAAUCAUCUUUGAGAAUUCAAGAACUUAAUGGUGAUACAAUAGAUUCAACAUUUAAAGAAAUACCUUUAUCUGCAGAAGACAUUCAAAUGUUCGAUGAAGAAAAAGAACAAUUUUUCAAUGAAUUAAAUUUGGUUUCUGAAGAAAUUCAGCAAAUUGAGCGUAAAGUUGUAGGUAUCUCAGAGCUCACUCAAGCAUUCAAUGAAAAAAUCCAUGAUCAAGAUUUAAACAUAGAUAAUAUCGCUAUGCUAACUAUCGGUAGCACAGAAAAAGUAAAAGAAGGCAAUGAACAAGUCAGAGAAGCAAUUCAACGACGAGCCGAUGCAAGAGCAUGGAUUCUCUUUGUUUUAUUAGUUUUAUCAUUUACUCUAAUUUUCUUGGAUUGGUAUGCAGAUUGAAAAACAUAAAUUGGAACCAAAAGUCUUGUUAUUAUGCUGAUUAACUACAAUACAUGAUUUAUUUUGCUAUAUUGUAUCGAUUAACUAUCUUUGAAAUACCAAAGAAAAAUUCAGUUUCAAUAAAAUCAUUUUCAUUAUAUGAUUCAACUAAUUGAACUUUGAGCGGAGCUGUGAACAAUUGCAACAUUUUUGUAAUGAACUUACAGAAGAUAUUGGUGGAAUAUUUUUGUUGCUGAAACUUUAUCAGCAAUUAUAUACAGUUGGCAGGAGUUCAUUGUAAUAGGGUCUCUGUGUUAAAAUAUGCUGAUGCUUCCAAAAUAAUCAAUGAAUUUUUAUGGAGUCAUCAAGUUAAUAAAAAUAUUGGAACCUACUCCCGAGUUGCAACAGAUGUGCAAAAACUAAAAAAAAUUGUACAUACAUUAUUUUUUUUAUAAAAUAAAAAUGUUUAUUUUGUAAA